Messenger RNA from Aethina tumida (small hive beetle), 423 nucleotides. It is a transcript of the gene RpI12, whose product is annotated as DNA-directed RNA polymerase I subunit RPA12. The transcript has 2 exons. Gene Ontology annotation, molecular function: DNA-directed RNA polymerase activity; zinc ion binding; nucleic acid binding. Gene Ontology annotation, cellular component: RNA polymerase I complex. Gene Ontology annotation, biological process: DNA-templated transcription; termination of RNA polymerase I transcription. The record is from RefSeq and is a predicted model, not a curated record. The coding region runs from base 62 to 415 and encodes 117 amino acids. Lineage: Eukaryota; Metazoa; Arthropoda; Insecta; Coleoptera; Nitidulidae.
UGCGCACCUAAGAAAGCAUGGACUUCAACAAAACACUUAUAACCUAACCAGUUUCAAAAACAUGUCACAAUUAUUUGAAAACAAUAAUGGGUUUUGCCCCGACUGCGGAUCGAUAUUACCACCUUUAAAGGAAAAAGGCGGCGUCACAUGUUAUGCUUGUUCCAGGCAGUUUCAACCAGAAGUAUUUGGACAAAAUUGUGUAAAAACAAGGAUACAUUUCAACUCCCGAGAUGCGUACGCCAAAAAGGAUGACGCAGCAGAAGAAGAUGAGGGACCAAUAGUUGAAAGGAAAUGUCCCAAAUGUGGAAAUGAUAAAAUGUCAUAUGCAACUCUACAACUAAGAUCCGCUGAUGAAGGGCAAACUGUGUUUUAUACAUGUACAGAAUGUAAAUACAAAGAAAGUGAAAAUUCUUAAAUAUAUUA